Molecule: messenger RNA, 661 nt
Organism: Mollisia scopiformis
Lineage: Eukaryota; Fungi; Ascomycota; Leotiomycetes; Helotiales; Mollisiaceae
Exons: 1
Coding region: 138-488 (116 amino acids)
Source: RefSeq, a predicted model, not a curated record
UGUCAACUUCCUACCCAUUACCAAUUGAUCUGUAUUCUUCCUGACCACAACCCUAAACAAGCAAUUCCUCGACCAACCCUUCCGUCCUUUGCAUCAACGUCCGCAUAGCACCAAGUCCCGGGCUCUUCCACAAAUAGAUGACCGAUCACAACUGGCCAUUUAUAGUGAAUGGAACAUAUAUCCAUGUUGCUUCAACGUAUUCUAUCUACCAUCUUCUCCGCUUCUCACACAGGAGGAAACACAACCUCAUUCUCAACUCUCAAGAAAUACCCCCUCCCUGCUUCUUUAUCUCUCAUCAAAAUUCUCAAAUCCAAACAGCAGCCGAAUCGAAUACCUCCUCCGCAUGUGUGCUACACAGUAUUGGUAACCUUGGACUCCUAAGUCUUGACGUGGGGGUUGGGUUAUGUUUCGGGAGAGAGCAUGUGUUGAUAUUAGGAGAUGAAGAAGAUUCUUUGGUCAGUAGAUUCAUAAUUAUAUUGUGGAAUUGAUAUGGGGAUCGGGAUACGAUGUGCUGUAGUUAGGGUGAGGUUUUGGGGGUAUUAGUUCUGGGGAUGGUCGAAUGUCGACGAUGGAAGCAUUAAAUGGUUUGAGAAGAGUCCUUGUACUUUCCUACUUAACUUAAGAAUUUGUGAAGUGAGAUAUCAUAAAGCAGAGACAUAUC